Messenger RNA from Penaeus indicus, 1942 nucleotides. Its product is annotated as UDP-glycosyltransferase UGT5-like. The coding region runs from base 116 to 1942 and encodes 608 amino acids. Lineage: Eukaryota; Metazoa; Arthropoda; Malacostraca; Decapoda; Penaeidae. The record is from RefSeq and is a predicted model, not a curated record. The transcript has 11 exons. Gene Ontology annotation, molecular function: UDP-glycosyltransferase activity.
CGGGCGUUUAAGAGGCAGAGGCGAGAGUAAUAUAUACCGGUGGAGAGGACCUAACAGCUGGACACGGUUGCUCUUCGUUCUUGCCUGUUAGGGACCGGUCGGCUCGUAGUUCAAGAUGAACCUUCGAACGCUGUCUUGCUGGUUGGCCGUGGUUGUGUGCGCGACCUGCACGGGCGUCGCGGGCGGCGUGGGUGCUGUGGUCGAGGACUUGCCACCUCCUGAGAAGCCCAGCAAGAUCCUCAUGCUCCUCCCGAUAUCCAGCAGGAGUGACGUGGAGGUGUUCGUGUCCUACGCCGAGGCCCUGGCUUAUCGUGGCCACAGGAUAGUGAUGCUACUCAACCAAAAACCGGAAAGGAAAAACUUCAACGUCUUUCAACUAUCUCACGGACUCGACCACUUUCGCCAUGAUCAACUGGACGCGUUCGAAUCCCCUGAUGGCGUCUUAGACUUAGUUUCCCGCGAUAAGCUUGCCUCUUUCACCAGAGAAUUCUAUCAGCUCGAUGAGGUGAAGGCGCUCUAUGAGAUGAGGAAGAAAUUCGAUCUUAUUGUUGUUCAUCAGAUGCUAAGUGAGGUAGUUUAUCCAUUCCUUCACGAGGUGCCUUUUAUCUUCCUCUCGACGGCUGGGCUCGACUCACAACAGAGUGCUACGCUCGGAAACGUUUUAAAUCCUGCCUUUGAGAUAGAGCCUCUUCUUCAGCCUCUUGACGCCCUUAAACUUUUCCAGAGCACGUUUGCACACUGUUUCCGCCUCUGGUAUCGGAAGUAUUGGACUGUGGUGCCUGCUGUUCAAAGGGAGAUCUCGGCGCUGUUCCCCGAGCUUCCUCCUCUGCUAGACCUUGAACGUAAUCAGAGCCUCGUCCUCGUGAACUCACACUUCAGCUUAGGUCCACCACUUCCGCUUCUCCCCUCGCAGGUGGAAGUGGGCGGCAUCCAUUGCAGACCCGGCCAACCUCUUCCUGAAGACCUAGACACAUGGAUCUCUGGUGCUGGAGAAACCGGUGUAAUUUACCUCAGUCUGGGCUCCAACGGACAACCGUUUUCUAUGCCCUCCCAGUAUCGCCAAGUACUAACUCAAGCGCUCGGGAAGUUGGACCAGAAAGUCAUAUGGAGAUACAUGGGCGAGGUAGACAACGCCUCUGACAAUGUGUUGGUCAGACAAUGGCUUCCACAGCAAGACAUUUUAGCUCACCCAAACGUCAAGGCGUUCAUCAACCUCGGCGACUUCCUCAGCAUUCAGGAGGCUGUUUGCCACUCGAAGCCUGUCCUUGCACUUCCUAUUUCGACCCAACAGACGAAGAACGCGGCCACCGUCAGGAACUCCGGCCUCGGGCUUGAGCUGGAGUGGGAGGACCUCACUGAAGAACUUUUGUUAAGAGCCCUGCGAGAGAUCGUUGAGAACCCGAAAUUCCAAGAGGCGGCCUCGGAAAUAUCCUCCGCCCUUCGCGACCAGCUCCGCACGCCCCUGGACCUCGCCGUGUUCUGGACCGAGUACGUGAUCCGGCAGGAGGGCGCCCCCAGGCUGAGGAGUCCUGCCGUCGACCUCUCGUGGGUGGAAUUCCUCAUGCUCGACGUCCUGGCCGCCCUGCAUGUGGUCCUCCUCCUCUCAUUCCAAGAGGCGGCCUCGGAAAUAUCCUCCGCCCUUCGCGACCAGCUCCGCACGCCCCUGGACCUCGCCGUGUUCUGGACCGAGUACGUGAUCCGGCAGGAGGGCGCCCCCAGGCUGAGGAGUCCUGCCGUCGACCUCUCAUUCCAAGAGGCGGCCUCGGAAAUAUCCUCCGCCCUUCGCGACCAGCUCCGCACGCCCCUGGACCUCGCCGUGUUCUGGACCGAGUACGUGAUCCGGCAGGAGGGCGCCCCCAGGCUGAGGAGUCCUGCCGUCGACCUCUCGUGGGUGGAAUUCCUCAUGCUCGACGUCCUGGCCGCCCUGCAUGAAAAGACAUGA